AGGAAGCUAUCAUCACCGACGAGGCAAAGAGUUAUUCAAUGCGAUCAAUCAAUGAUCCGAGCAGUUACCAAAUCAACCAAGAAGACCGUUGGAGGGCCUAUUAAAAGUCUCAUUACUGGCCAGGUGCGUUACAAAAGAAAGCAUUAACAGCCUCAACGGCUAGCCCUGAUGGGCUCAGGUAUAAAACUCUCACACAACCAACAGAAGGGGAUAUGCAAAAAUACUCUGAAACUAUCUAUUCUUUUCUUUAUUGUGUUUAACUGUGAUCCUAACUUUGGCAUCGGAGACUUUGUGGCAGGCGCCACACCGGUGUCUCGCGACGAGCAAACCUUCACGCCUCACGGGUGAUUCCAUCUGCACAUUCACUGACGGAUUUGUGUUCCAUCAGUUUGGCGCCGUCUGUGGGGACGAGUUUUCAGAUUUAUAGUCGAAAACGUAGUUUCCAUCAAUUCACCAUAUCCAGAUGGAAUCCAACCCAGAUUCAACGGCCUUGGCCCAGCAAGUUCAAGCCCUGGCAGCCACCAUUGAGGAACUCACCAGGCAGAACCAGGAAAUGAAGCUGCGACUCCAGCAGGUUCAACAAGCUCAACAGGAAGAAAACCGGUCCAAGGGUAACACGGAGGGAGAGGGGGAUAGCCAACAGAGGGAAACCCCCCGGAGACCAACUACUCCGGACGAACAAAACUCAGAUCUUCUUCGGGAAAUGAGGAAAGAGAUGGACGAACUAAGGAGCGCCAUCAAGGAAAAGACAGACCGGAGUGUAGACAAGAUGGUAAGGGCUACAGAUUCACCCUUCACUGCAGCAGUACUUGAUUGCCCCGUGCCGUCAAAGUUUCGCCUGCCUCAGUUAGAACCAUUUGACGGACUCAAGGACCCUCAGGAUCAUCUUAAUACCUUUAAGACGACUCUGGGCCUUCAACAACCACCUGACGAGAUAUUAUGCCGUUCCUUCCCUACAACUCUCAAAGGAGCAGCAAGAGAAUGGUUUACUAAGUUGCCAAACUCGUCCAUAGACAACUUCGACCAGCUAAGCAGCGCUUUCCUGCGUCACUUCAUAGGGGGACAACGCCCAAGGAGACCAGUAGAUUACUUACUCACCAUAAGACAGGGAGAGAAGGAGACUCUGAGGUCAUAUGUCAAGCGAUUCACCCGGGAAACUCUGGAGGUGGACGAAGCUGAUGACAAGGUGCAAUUGACGACCUUCAAGGCAGGGUUGAAAUCCAGAGAUCUUGUAGCCUCUCUUGCCAAAAACCCCCCGAAGACAAUGGCUGAGAUGCUCCUGAAGGCCCAAAAAUACAUGAACGCGGAAGACGCUCUAGCUGCCAUAAAAGAUACCGAGAGGCUGGGAGACAAGCCCAAGCGGGAAGACGACCGCAGAGGGCAAAAGAGAGACAGACCAGAACGUCGGAACAAUGACGGGAAUAGAAGGAGGGAUGAAAGAAAUCCUCGUCAGGUAAAAUUUACUCCAUUGGUUAUGCCUGUUGACAAGAUUUUCACGCAGAUCAAGGACGAGCAUCAUCUCAAAUGGCCCAGGCCAUUACACUCGUCCCCCAACGUACGUGACAAGAACAAGUAUUGCCGGUUCCACAGAGACCACGGCCACAACACGGAAGAUUGCAGAGACCUGAAGGAACAAAUAGAGGAGUUAAUACGGAAAGGAAAGUUGCAGAAAUUUGUAAAGAAAGGAGAACAUAACAAGUUCAGAGACGACAACAGGACCCAAAAUGAAUCCUUCAUUCGGGAUGACGACCAUACGUCCCAACCUCCACGCAAAGUGAUCGGGGAGAUAAACACGAUCACGGGAGGACCAGUCUCAGGAGGGUCAUUCAGGUCGCUUAGAAAAGCAUACCACAGACAGGUAAACAGCGUCCACGCUGUUCCUCCGUCCAAGUACCGACGAACAUACCAAGAUAUGUCCUUUAAUGAAGGAGACGCCAGGGGAGUGAAACAGCCUCACAACGAUCCCCUGGUCAUAGUGCUGAAUAUAGAAGGGUUCAAUACCAGAAGGAUCCUUGUUGAUAACGGAAGCUCGGCGGACAUCAUCUACCUCCCAGCCUUCCAGCAGUUGAAGUUAGAUCCAAAAAGGCUCCGUCCUUUUGACUCUCCGCUUGUCAGUUUCAGUGGAGACAGGGUCUACCCCAGGGGUAUAGUGACUCUGACGGUAACAGCAGGGACCUAUCCGUUGCAGCUGACCAAACAAGUAGAUUUCCUGGUUGUAGAUUGCCCCUCGUCCUACAAUGUCAUCAUUGGGAGGCCUACCCUAAACAAAUGGAAGGCAGCAACGUCCACAUACUGUUUGAAGGUGAAAUUCCCAACAGACGAUGGUGUAGGUGAAGUAAAGGGAGAUCAGGUCCUGGCGAGGGAGUGCUACCAGGCCGUACUGGCAAGAAAGGAGAACCACACGUGGACGAUAGAAGAAAAAGAGGAAGACAGAAUGGAGAUCCUGGAAGCAGUGGAGUUGGUAGAAGGAAAUGCGGACAGGACAACCAGGAUAGGGACGACGCUAAGCCCUGAGAUGAGAGUGAAACUCAUAAAGUUCCUUAAAGGGAAUCUUGAUGUCUUCGCAUGGAGUCACGAGGACAUGCCAGGCAUAUCUCCAGGGAUCAUCCAGCAUAGACUAAAUGUGGACGCCAACAAGAAGCCCGUUCAGCAACGACGAAGAACUUUCGCUCCAGAGCGAGAUCAGGCAGUAGCAGAAGAGGUAACCAAACUAUUGACAGCAGGGUUCAUCCGAGAGGUAUACUACCCAGAAUGGCUCGCCAACAUCGUCCUGGUAAAGAAACCAAAUGGAAAGUGGAGAAUGUGUGUAGACUUCACUGAUCUGAAUAAAGCAUGCCCAAAGGACAGCUUCCCUCUACCAAGGAUAGACCAACUCGUGGAUUCUACCGCUGGACACAAGUUGUUGACGUUCAUGGAUGCCUUCUCAGGGUACAACCAGAUAAAGAUGGCUGAAGAAGACCAGGAGAAGACCGCCUUCAUCACCAGCCAGGGACUCUAUUGUUACAAGGUGAUGCCUUUUGGGUUGAAAAACGCUGGAGCUACAUACCAGAGGUUGGUAAACAAAAUGUUCAACCAACAAAUUGGCAGGAACAUGGAAGUAUACGUAGACGAUAUGCUCGUCAAGAGUAAGGAAGAGCUCGCCCAUCUGGACGACCUGGAGGAGACUUUUGCAACCCUGAGAAAACACCAGAUGAAGUUAAAUCCUAGCAAAUGUGUUUUUGGGGUAGCCUCGGGAAAAUUCCUGGGAUUCAUGGUGUCCCAGAGAGGAAUAGAAGCCAAUCCAGAGAAGGUACAAGCUAUCAUUGACAUGGCUUCACCCAAAACCGUCAAGGAUGUACAAAAACUUACGGGAAGGAUAGCAGCUCUAAACAGGUUCGUCUCCAGGGCCACAGACAAAUGCUUGCCCUUUUUCAAAACCCUCAAGCAGGCCUUUGCUUGGACUGACGAAUGCGAAGCAGCGUUCCAAGAGUUGAAACGAUAUCUGAGCAGUCCACCUCUCCUGAGCCCGUCUAAAGGAGGGGAGAACCUAUAUUUGUACCUGGCAGUAUCAGCGUCGGCAGUCAGCGCAGCCUUGAUUAGAGAAGAAGGCAAGAAGCAACUCCCGGUGUACUACGUCAGCCAGGCCUUUCAAGGAGCUGAGUUCAGGUACCCAAGAAUUGAAAAGAUUGCGUUCGCACUUAUAGUAGCUUCGCGCAAGCUCAGACCGUAUUUCCAGUCAAAUCCUAUCCUCGUAAUGACGGACCAGCCAAUCAAGAAGUCAAUGAACAAACCGGAAGCAGCAGGGAGAAUGGUCCAAUGGGCAAUCGAACUCAGUCAAUUUGACAUCGAGUACCAUCCAAGAGCAGCCAUCAAGGCACAAGCCCUGGCUGACUUCAUCGCUGAAUUCACUCUUCCAGACGAAGCAGGAACUACCGACGUAGGUGGAAAAUGGAUAAUACAGACAGAUGGUUCGUCAGCCCAAAAGAGGGGGGGAGUAGGGGUCGUCAUAACCACCCCCGACGGAGAAGUGAUGAAAUAUGGAGUUCAACUGGAGUUCCCAGCCACCAAUAACGAAGCCGAAUAUGAAGGAAUACUGACGGGCUUGAGGCUUGGAAAAGCUCUUGGUGCCAAAAACUUGCUUAUCCAGAGUGAUUCAAAGCUGGUAAUCGGACAGAUCAGUGGAGAGUACGAGGCAAAGGAGGAAAGGAUGCAGAAAUACCUUAAACUGACAAGGCAGCUAACUCAGGAGUUCGACACAGUGGAUUUCGUCCAGAUACCAAGAAACCAGAAUAUUGAAGCUGACGAAGUGUCGAAACUAGCAUCGUCAGAAGCAGGAAUGACAAGCGCAGACAUGGCAAUAGAAAUUCAGAAAUGCCCAAGUAUUGAGGAGGUGGCAACGGACACUUACCUCAGAAUACUGACGAAGCCAGAAAGGUCAGAAAGAGAGCGGCUAGGUUCACGAUCCUAA
Messenger RNA from Quercus robur (English oak), 4447 nucleotides. RefSeq lists its product as uncharacterized. The coding region runs from base 464 to 4447 and encodes 1327 amino acids. Lineage: Eukaryota; Viridiplantae; Streptophyta; Magnoliopsida; Fagales; Fagaceae. The record is from RefSeq and is a predicted model, not a curated record. Gene Ontology annotation, molecular function: RNA-DNA hybrid ribonuclease activity; nucleic acid binding. The transcript is spliced from 2 exons.